Molecule: messenger RNA, 2735 nt
Organism: Xiphophorus maculatus (southern platyfish)
Lineage: Eukaryota; Metazoa; Chordata; Actinopteri; Cyprinodontiformes; Poeciliidae
Product: C-type lectin domain family 4 member M-like
Exons: 5
Coding region: 81-1271 (396 amino acids)
Source: RefSeq, a predicted model, not a curated record
CAUCAGCACUCCAGCACACUUCUCUGUUGUUGGUGUGUUUUGGGUUGCUUUGUGCCAUACUGACUGCAAAAUUCAUCUAUAUGCAUGUGAUGACAGCCAAACAGCAGGAAAGUAUCAAAAACCUUACAACAGAAAGAAGACAACUGAUUGAGGAACGAAAGAUGAAGGAGAACCAGAUUGAGGAGGUGAUCCGAGACAGACACCUGAGCGCAGUAAGAGCAGGACUUAACCCACAGAGGCUUACUCAAGAGAGAGAGGAGCUGAACAAAGAGAGAGAAGAGCUGAGGAAAAAGAUUGACGAGCUGAGCUUAGAGAAAGAAGAGCUGAGCAAAAAGAUUGACGAUCUGAACAAUGAGAAAGAUGAGCUGAACAAAGAGAAAGACGAGCUGAGCAAAAAAACAGCAGAGCUGAGCAGCAAGACAGAGGAGCUGAACAAAGAGAAAGCAGAGCUGAGCAAAAACACAAAGGAUCUGAACAAAAAGAAACUCGAGCUUAACAAAGAAAAAGACAAGCUGAGUGAAGACAAAAAGGAGCAGAGCCAAGAAAAAGAGAAACUGAACAAAGAGAAAGACGAGCUGAGCAAAGACAAAAAGGAGCUGAGCAACGAGAAAGAGAAACUGAACAAAGAGAAAGACGAGCUGAGCAAAGAGAAAAAGUAUCUGAGCACAGAGAAAGAGGAGCUGAAGAAAGAUAAAGCAGAGCUGAACAAAGAGAGAGAGAAGCUGAGAGUAUUGACAGACGAGGCAGAGAACCGAUGCAAAAACAGAGAUGCUCUGAAAAACUUUUAUGAUGCCCUCAUGAAAUUUGACAAUUUUCCAGUACAUGAUUUGUGCCCAGUAUGGUUGAGACCAAAGUGCCAUCAUUGCACAAAACACGAGAAAUCCUACAAGGGACACUGCUACUAUAUUUAUCCAUAUGACAUAGGUUAUGCAAACUGGGACCGAAGUCGACAGUUGUGUAAGAUUGAAGGUGGAGACUUGGUUGUAAUUGAUGAUCUGGAGGAGCAGGAAUUUAUCAACAAUCACACCAAACAAUACGAUUCUGAUAACCAUGGAUACUGGAUAGGGUUACGUCAUUUUCGACGCAAUUGGUCCUGGGUUGAUGGACGUAGGAACUUUCUCGAGUUCUGGAUUAAGGGGAUUCCCCAUUCUUCAGGAGCAGCACUGCAUAUGCCACGAAAAAAAGCCACAGAGAGCUGGAAGGCAGAAGACAAACUGGAAGCAUACAAAUUCAUCUGUGAGCGUCUGGAGAUUUCUUGGCCCUUUAGCUAACACUGUUCUCUUAAAGCUUCAAUGAGGAACACUCAACUGUGUCAUCAAAUUUUGGCGAAUCUCAUGAAUAAAAAAUCAAUCUCUGAAAGUUAAGUUUUAAAUUGCAGUUGCUAUAGUUCUUCUAACAUGGCAACUGAGAUUCUGUCCACAGUCACUUCUGUAGGUUUGUUUUCAUCCACAGAAGCACUUCCCCCUCUGAGCGGUCCAUUUAUUGUCCAUUUAUCUGGUUCUCACACUAUGAGGUCCAUUUAUCUGGUUCUCACACUAUGAGGUCCAUUUAUCUGGUUCUCACACUAUGAGGUCCAUUUAUCUGGUUCUCACACUAUGAGGUCCAUUUAUCUGGUUCUCACACUAUGAGGUCCAUUUCCGACACUGUUGAUUACCUGCAGUGGUUCCUUUGCUUUGGGAACCUUCGCUCCACAAUAAGCAAGCCAACUUCCGCUUCGAUAGUAGGAACCUUUACAUCUUCCAGAUGUGGCCAGAUGUUAACAUCCUCCUGCAGGGAAUAUUCUGGUUUUUUUAGUACUUAAAUUUUAUAAAUUUUUACAGAGCAAUCACACAGCCAUAAAUCAGCAAUAAUUAACACAAGUUUUUCCAUAUGACAAUAUGUGAAAUAAAUUAGUUACACUUUUGCAGGUAAUUAAACAUUUUUUAAAAUAGGAUGUGUUAAAGAAAGAAUAGACAGUCAGUAUUCUGACUGAUUAAUUCUGAUGUUCAUUUCACUCCUAAAUAUGAUUUUAUUGCUCUCUGUUCUUUUCUUUUUAUAUUUAACAAUCAUGACAUCUGUCUGAGUGACGCGGUGGCACACAAUAACUGAAGCCACUCUAAGUAUAAGCUUUAUCAAAACCCAAAGUUUUAUUCCAAAUCAUAAUGAUAAUAUAAUAAAAAAAACACGUUCUCUUAUUUUUUAGUCUUCACAGAGCAGGAAUUUACUUACAUGUGAAUAUUGUUUUUCACCCAACCACAAAGAUGUGAUAAAUAUGUGAUCUGAAUGUCUUCUAGUUUGUAAUGUUUACAGAUUUUCUGCGUAUGUUCCCAUAAAUCUGUCACAUUUUGAAGCUCUUGCUGCUUUGUACUAAAGUGGAAACGAUUGUAAAUCUGAAGUUAAAUCAGUUAUGAUUAUUUUAUUCGUUUGGUGAUUUAUAGUUUUUACCGUAAAGAUUACUUUAGUUUUACCAGUUGUAUUUGUCAGUUUGAGUCAGGCAGCCAACGUGGCCACAAGAGGGAGCCAUACACUGUCUGCUCUUUCUGCAGACCAGUUUUUAAGUAGAAGAAGCUUCGUCUGCCAAAGAUUUAUUAAAUUCAUCUGGAUAUAUAAAAUAACUAGACCUGUUUAGUUGGUCUUGUGUCAUUUUUAUAAACUUUUAUUCGUUACAUCUGUUUCAUUUAAUGUAGAAUUUCACGAUGCAUUUCCGUUUGAUCGUUUUAAACAGCUUUAGGCCUGAAUAAAUUUAUUAUCUUUCA